Molecule: messenger RNA, 650 nt
Organism: Dermacentor andersoni
Lineage: Eukaryota; Metazoa; Arthropoda; Arachnida; Ixodida; Ixodidae
Source: RefSeq, a predicted model, not a curated record
CCUAUACUGAGCUAACGCAGUCCAUCAACACACGUGUGUAGCGUACAUGAUGUCUCUUCCCGUCUUUGCACACGCAGUGGUUGAGUUCGUCGCGCUGGAACACCGAGCCCUGUACGGAACCUUCACUUAUUGCGGCUUCAGCAUCGGCGUCGUUCUUGGCAACGUGAUCGCGUACCUGAUCCGGGACUGGCGAAUUGUGCAACUGGUCAUCAUGAUUCCAACCACAUUGCUGUUCGUCGGCUUCUGGCUUCUGCCCGAAUCUCCCCGUUGGCUUAUUACGACACUGCGGAUCCAACAAGCGUGCGGGGCGGUGUCUCUCAUACUGCGCAAGAACCGGACACCUCCCAAAUCCAUCCGCAGCGUGAUCAAGCGCCUCAGGAGCCGUCCGAUCAGCAUGCUUCAUCAGAAGGGGGGCAUGUCAUCUCCAGAGUCUGGUGGGAGGCCAUCGCCGCGUCGGAAGGCCAGGGUAGACUGUAUAAUCGCUCUCAGCGCAUAUUCCGAAGUCCUUUGUACGAGACAAGAGUUCGGAAGAACACGCGUUGGGCCCUCUUCGUUUACGGUCAAACGUCGAAUUAAGGACCAGUUCUAACCAAAAAGUCAAUUAAACGAAGGGCCUUUCAUUACAGGAUACACACUCGUAUAGUCUUGCA